AUGACCUCCGCCAGCGACCUUGCCGCUAUGCAGGAGACUCAAGUGCAGCCAGCUGACAACACCGCCAUCAACAUCGAUGCUGCCAGCAAUACUAGGGAGCCGCAUAUUCUUGCUAUGCCCCCUGAACUCCGCCUCAUGAUCUACGAUUACAUCUUCGCAAAUCAACUCGAGGCAGUAAGCAAGGAAGAAACUGCAGCCACGGCCCGGAAGGCUCUACAACCCGACCUCCUGCAUAUAUGUCAGAUAAUCCGUCGCGAGGCCACGGCAAAGUACUCGCGCCUGCUGGAUGAUACGUAUGUGGUGCACGCGCAGCGGCUGGAAGCAGAGAUACAGAGUUUCAAGGACGAGGCGGCGCGUUCGAACUUGCUGGGACCUAGGCGUGGGCGGCUCAUGUGGUUGUGGUGGAGGAGUAUGCGCAGUCAGGAACUCGGGGAGGGGGUGCGAGCGUUGGCCAAAGCCAUUACCAAACUUCGUGCUUUGAUGUCCUUGGGAGACGUCAGCCAUCACUCUCGACGGACUCGAAUGCACUCGAAGGUAGCAUCGAGGGCAUCGAGGCCGUCGAGAGUCGUCUAUGAGCCUCGAGUACUUGAGGCCAAGUCGGCGUCGACGAGCCGUCGGUAUCGCGAGCGGUGA
Molecule: messenger RNA, 633 nt
Organism: Recurvomyces mirabilis
Lineage: Eukaryota; Fungi; Ascomycota; Dothideomycetes; Mycosphaerellales; Teratosphaeriaceae
Exons: 1
Coding region: 1-633 (210 amino acids)
Source: RefSeq, a predicted model, not a curated record